CUGAAUGGAUUGGUUGGAUGAGCUUAUCCAUUUAUUUAUUGUUUUUGCUUUGAGGAGAGGAAAACCCUUUUUGCCAAUUAAUUUGGAGUGACGAAGGAGGAGUGUAUCAUUUUCUUUUUCAUUUUCUUUUUUUUUUUUCCUCAGCAGUGAGGAAUAAAUAACCCACUUUCUGUGCGCAUCUCGCUCCUGAAUCGAGGUUUCCCAUAAAUGCAGCUUUGGUCCACAAUCCGCCCCCUGCGCACAGAGAGAGAGAGAGAGAGAGAGAGAGCGCUCCUCCUCCUCCUCCUCCUCCUCCUCCUCCGUCUCUUCCCACCACUCAUCCAAAAAAGCCAACGUAAGACGGGUCUUCUUCACGGAGAGAACUCCUCUCAUCCUCAUCAUCAGAUCUCCUCCUCGCUUUAGAAUGGAAACUGAAUUAAAGCAGCUGUGGUUCGUCCGUCUCCGGUCACGCUUUUAAAGAAAUAACCCAAAACCCCGCACGACUUGUAACUAAACUGCUCUGGAAGAAAGAAGGUCGUGUUUUCUUUGGAUGGAGACAUUUGGAUCAAUGGUGAAUGAGCUGAAGUCAAGCUGGUUGUGAAGGUGCUGGACUUGUUCCCCCUACACCCCUAGCUGGACACAGCAUGGCGGCGGGAGUAGCGGCAUGGCUUCCCUUCGCCCGGGCGGCGGCCAUCGGCUGGAUGCCCGUGGCCAAUUUGCCCAUGCCAGUGGCGCCCCCUGAGAAGAACAAGCGUUCGGAUGAGAUGAUCAUUCUUAAUGUCAGUGGACGGCGCUUCGAGACCUGGAGGAACACGCUGGACCGCUAUCCAGACACCCUGCUGGGGAGCUCGGAGAAGGAGUUCUUCUACAACGAGGAGACCAAAGAGUACUUCUUCGACCGGGACCCCGACGUGUUCCGCAGCGUGCUCAACUUCUACCGCACGGGCAAGCUCCACUAUCCACGCUACGAGUGCAUCUCCUCCUACGACGAGGAGCUGGCGUUCUUCGGCAUCAUCUCGGAGAUCAUCGGUGACUGCUGCUACGAAGAGUACAAGGACAGGAAGCGGGAGAACGCAGAGCGCCUGCAGGAUGACCAGGAGGACAACAAGGACGCUAAGCUGCCCAACAUGACCUUCAGGGAGACCAUGUGGCGGGCUUUCGAGAACCCCCAUACUUCCACCAUGGCUCUUGUCUUUUACUACGUCACUGGCUUCUUCAUCGCCAUCUCCGUCAUCACCAACGUGGUGGAGACGGUGCCCUGCGGCACGUCGCCCAACCAGAAGGAGGUGCCAUGCGGUGAGCGCUACACCGUGGCCUUUUUCUGCAUGGACACGGCCUGCGUCAUGAUCUUCACCGUGGAGUACCUGAUGCGCUUGUACGCCGCGCCCAACCGCUACCGCUUCAUGCGGUCCGUCAUGAGCAUCAUCGACGUGGUGGCCAUCUUGCCCUACUACAUCGGCCUGGUGAUGACUGACAACGAGGACGUGAGCGGCGCCUUCGUGACACUCCGCGUUUUCCGCGUGUUCCGCAUUUUUAAGUUCUCCCGCCACUCGCAGGGCCUGCGCAUCCUGGGCUACACGCUGAAGAGCUGUGCCUCGGAGCUGGGCUUCCUGCUCUUCUCCCUCACUAUGGCCAUAAUUAUCUUUGCUACCGUCAUGUUCUACGCAGAGAAGGGUUCAAGCUCCAGCAAAUUCACCAGCAUCCCAGCCUCCUUCUGGUACACCAUCGUUACUAUGACAACGCUCGGGUACGGAGACAUGGUUCCUAAGACGAUUGCGGGGAAGAUCUUUGGCUCAAUCUGCUCUCUGAGUGGGGUGCUGGUAAUUGCCCUGCCUGUCCCUGUCAUCGUGUCCAACUUUAGCCGCAUCUAUCACCAGAACCAGAGAGCAGACAAGCGGCGGGCGCAGAAAGUACAGAAAGCCCGCUUGGCCAGGAUACGAAUAUCCAAACAGGGAAGCUCCAACGCCUUCCUCCACAGCAAGCGCAACGGCCUGUUCAACGAAGCUCUGGAGUUCACGCAACUUCCAUACAAGAUGAACCUUUCAGAUCAGAGUUCCACCGAGGAGGAGCAGCGGUUAAGCAAGUCCACCUCUCUACUAGAGAGCCAGCACCACCACCUGCUGCACUGUCUGGAGAAAACCACUAACCACGAGUUUGUGGACGAGCAGUAUUACCAGCAGAGCUACCUGGAGGCAGGGCUGCAGAAUUACCCUUCUCGAAGUCCUUCCCUCAACAGCCAAGAUGGAGUGACGGGCACAUGCUGCACCCGCCGAAGCAAGAAGCACCACACCCCUUUACCGAAUGCCAGUGCCCCGGCACACAUGCAGCCUUUGACACAUGCACACAAGCACCAACAAUGCUUGCAGGAGCUCAGCACCAUCCACAUCCAGCCCCUCAGCACCAGCCGCUCCAGUCUGAACAUGCGCGUAGACGAGCCAGCAUCCCUCAACUGCCAGAGCAGCCAGAUCACCACAGCAAUCAUCAGCAUCCCCACACCUCCAGUGACGACCCCUGAGGGCGAUGCUCACCUGCCCGCAGGUCCCAUCCACCAGAACGUUGUGAAGGUGUCCGCACUGUGAAGAAUAGAGUGCAGGCGCAACGCACAGAAAGACAGAUAAAGACUCAAAGAGACAGACUGAGGGACAGAGGAGGACUGGGAAUGAUGGAAGAGAAAGGCAUUCAGAGUCCUAGUCUGGCCGUGGUGGAGCCUGUCCUCUGCUGGUCAUGUACUGUAACGACAUGGACUCCCUGUACAGUCAGAGGAUGGCUUUUAGAUACAGUGUGUUCAUGUUAGUGGUUGGUUGGCACGCAUGUGUGGGAGUGUGUGUGGGUGAAAGAGUGGAGAACAUGUGUAGGGAGUCAUUUUAGAUGGCGCGUGACUGUGUGCCUCCCAAGUGUCUGAGAUGUGUCACUGUGCACAAAGCACCUUUUUUUUGAUUUUCGCUUCAGUUUGAAUCUUAUGGUCUGUUUUUAAGCAGGAUAUAUAAGGGAAAAAGAAGGAAAACAAGACAUUAUCAAAACGUCUUUCCACAGAUUUAACCCUUGCCCUUUUGUUUUGUGUCAUUUUGGUCCACUCAACCUGUUGAUAGAUAAAUAUGCCGCCAUUCUUUUUCAGGUCCACUUGAGUGAAAAAUCCUUUAAAAGAUGAAACAUGGUAGGUGUGUGAUGUGAUGGCGUUACCAAUGAGUUUCAUAUUUAUGAAUGAGUGUAUGUGACUUUUUGCUAGAUAGAGGAAUCGUGAUGUUUUGGAAUUAGGAGGUAUGUGCCUGUGAGUAUGAAUGUGUGAGGAUGUGUUUGUCUCAGUCGAUUGAAAACGUGUGUUUCAAUUCUUCUGGAAGUCCAUAUGGCUCAGUAUAUGGUAUAUUUGACUAGCUGCCACUCUGAAGAGUUCGUUGUACACAUUUCUGCCAGAAAUUCUCAGCUACAGGCCUUUUUACACAAUAUGUGCCUGUUGCUGGAGUAUAAAGAGAUUUAUUUGUUUUUAUAGUUUUCUGAUCCCUGUUCUUUUCCCCCAUUUCGGCUGCUACAGCCCGACAGACCUCAAAUAACUCAAUUCUAUAAACAAAGAAACCAAAAAAAAAAGUACAUUUUGAAAUCAAAUCACCACUAUUUAAAAGCACAAGGCGUUUGCUGAGAAUUUCUGACACAAAUCUGUCCUGAGCCCCGGGUUCUUUGUGAAUAUUGUUAAUAGAAUAUUUUGUAAUAUUUGACCAUCGUUUGGCAGAACCAGUGAAGCUGUCUUCUCGUUCUCUUCUCUUUCUCCCUCAGUCUGUCUUUUCUCUCUCUUGUUGUUAUCCUGUUGUAUCCCUACCUCCUGUGUGAACAACAGUAUGCUUUCAGUAGUCUUUAUAGCUGUCAACGUUUUUUCUUCCCUAAACUCAGCGGGCAUUUUUUCAAAGUUGUUGAGUAUGUGUACUCUAUGUGGUUAGGAAACUUGGUGUUUGUACUUUUUGUCCUCCUUGGUGUUUCAAAAGGAUUUUAUUUACUUUAUCUCCUGGAGAACUUAAAGCAGGGCAGUCUGCUGUAACGGUGACCACAGAGACACAGUCGGAAGACACUGGAUGAGCCUUCCACAGAUCUCUGUCACCAAAAUAUGUGCUAUUCUGUCUCUCAACUCACAGUCCUGACAUGUAAGUAUUACUUAUCAUCAAAGUUGACCUUUGUAACUAUGGACGGCGACCUUUUUAGCUCUGCUAACCUCCUAGCUGAUGCCUCCCUGUUGGCCUUUUUUCAUCUUGAAUGUCAUUGUGAGUCCAACAGCUACACAGCGAGGUCUGUCUUUAGGUGGACGAUGAGACCACUGAUGGGGUUUCUCCAAUGCAGGGCAGAGCAGCUUCAGUCACAGCAGACUAAGCGUCCACUUCUGCUCCGCAUAGAUGAAAUCAAAGGUUGAUCAAGAGCACACGGACAAGGCUAGAGAUGCAUUAAUAUAUCAGCUUACUGUCCAUAUCAGCCAAGAGCAUAUUUCAAAAGCAAUACUGGAUUUGGACUAAUAUCACGUCUGCCCGUAUGUAGUUGUCAAACAGGUUUUUUUUUCUGUAGAAGUAGACUAACAACUAGCAGCAAAACGUAUAGUCUUUUUUUAAAAAGUAUUUAAUUACCUUAAUAUGGAGACAUCUGAAAAGCGUAACCAGUUUUACACAUGCAUUUGUACUAAGACUUACAAAAAAACACAUAAGAUUAUCAUCAUAUCAGCCAAUAUGAGUGGAACUAUAAGGCAUAAUUGGUACCAUAUCAGUGCAUCACUACACAAGGUCCCUUAGACUCCUCUGUUGUGCUUUAGUUCCCUCUGAUCCUGAGGUUAGUACCCGCCCCCUCCC
Sebastes umbrosus (honeycomb rockfish) is the source of this 4799-nucleotide messenger RNA. It is a transcript of the gene kcnd3, whose product is annotated as potassium voltage-gated channel, Shal-related subfamily, member 3. The transcript is spliced from 9 exons. Gene Ontology annotation, cellular component: voltage-gated potassium channel complex; neuronal cell body; membrane. Gene Ontology annotation, molecular function: protein binding; A-type (transient outward) potassium channel activity. The record is from RefSeq and is a predicted model, not a curated record. Bases 624 to 2558 code for a protein of 644 amino acids. Gene Ontology annotation, biological process: potassium ion export across plasma membrane; protein homooligomerization. NCBI's taxonomy places the organism in Eukaryota, Metazoa, Chordata, Actinopteri, Perciformes, Sebastidae.